AUGAGCGAUUUGAUUUCGGCCACUGCGGACAAGUUGAUCAGCACCUCGGAGGCUGAGCUUUGCGAUGAUGGCCACUGUACGGUUCCCGCCGGCAGCACCUGGAUAUUCGAUCAGAGCAUCGAUGUCAAGACGCUGACCAUAUAUGGCACUGUGAAGUGGGACACAGAAAAGGAUGGUCUGGAGCUCCGAACGGGACACAUCCUGGUGGGCGCCGGGGGCUACUUUCAGAUUGGCUCGAGGUCGAUGCCCAUGGAGCAGCGGGCGACGAUCUACAUAAAGAAAGGAUUAGAACAGCACAUGUGGUUUGGCGAUCGAUUCCUGGCGAGCGAGGGGGAGGCCCAUGUGGAGAUCCACGGUCGGCGCCUGGCGCGGACCUGGACCUUGCUGAGCCGGACGGCGGAAAGCGGCACCCGGGAGCUCUUUUUGAAGCACGAUCUUGUGCAGAUGGGAUGGCGCAUCGGUGACCAUAUCGGGGUGGCGACGACGUCUCGGGGUGUAUCUCCCGAGCACCAGAUUCUGGACAUUCGUCCAGCUUCUGAGUGGCGGCUGGCGCUUCACAGCGUGGAAGCGGGUGUGCAGAGAGAGACGCCACCCUCAAACGUGAUUGAUGGGCUGUUGGACACGGAAUGGUCCAGCUGGUGCGUGCCCUACUGCACAGGCACGGAGCACUGGAUCACGGUGCAGCUGCCUGCGGCCAGCCAUGUGUCCCGGGUUAAGCUUUUCUGGAACCCAGAGUACUACGCGCCCGCUUACAAGGUUGAGGUUUGCGGACCGGACUCCUGCGAGGGUGUUGUCGAGGAGGUCUCAGCGGCGGACAUUGAGAUGUUCUGGACUCGCAAGCCGCAGGAAGUGAAGCUGGGACUCAAUGGCACGUACAUCAAGGUGACCGCUGACCCCGAUCGCUUGUCCGAUAGGGAGACUCCAUCCUGGGCGGGUUUGCGGCUCUACGAAAUCGUGGCAUACGGGAAAGAGCAGAACUCAACAGCUCCAGACGUGAUCUACCUGGAUCGACCGCUCGAGGACGAGCACUGGGGUGGAUUCCGCGAGGUGGAGGGGUACUCGCUGGAGAUGGCUGCAGAGGUAGUCAACUUGAACCGUUCCGUGGUGAUCACGGGCGAUCAUGAUGACUUCUUCGUCAGCAAUAAAGGUUUGCACACAAUCAGCGCCCACGGUGGUAUCAUGGAUGUGCGUUACACUCGCAUUGAGUACUGCGGCCAACGGAAUCACAUGGGGAAGUACUGCCUGCAUUUUCAUCACGCUGGGCAGUGUCCGGAGUGCAUCUUCCUGGGCAAUGCAGUCUACCAGUCGGCUCAGAUAGGCAUCACAGUGCAUGGCACACACCGAGCACUCGUGGACAACAACAUAAUGUGGGACGUAUCCUCUGCCGGAAUCUACACGGAGGAUGGCAACGAGAUGUUCAACACGCUAAGCAACAACGUUGUGAUUUGUUCCUGGCACACAAAAUGCUCGACAGCCUGGGCCUCACAACUGGACAACGCAGCUGGGAUCUACAUGAUUGGGAUGACCAACAACGUCAUCCAGAACCGCGUUGCUGGCUUCGAGAAUUGUAUUUGGACCCAUGGCUCCAUCGCCUUGCAGGGCCAGGGCAAGGCUUUGGGCCGGGUGUGUCCGCAGCAUACGCCCUUCGCCACCUUCCGCGGCAACGUUUGCCAUGACAACUCUCGCUUCGGGAUUUAUUUGGACAAUCAGAGGCCGCGCAACAUAGAACGCGACACGACGAAUGGCUUCGUGAUUGACAUGGGCACCUGCAGCGAGUUUACAGAGGAUGGAAGGGAUAAUGGCCUGAAUCCGGCAAAUGUCAUUGAAGAUCAGUUCGACUGGCAUAAUGAAUUUGUGGGACAGUAUUCCAUGGGUGACAUAGCCUUUGUCCGCAUGAUUGGCGUGAACAACGCUCACAACAUGUACUGGAAAGAGUCGAAGAACUUUGCGGAUGGACAAUCGCAUCACAUCCGUGACUCCUUGUUUUUGAGUGAUCCCAACGAUGACACUCUGCUUCGAAUUGCCUUGUUUGCCGGCCCUGCUGGUCCGUUCACCUUUCGCAUUACCAACACCACCUUUGCUGGUGGAAACUUCGGCUGCGGCGCACUGUGCGCUGCACAGCACUGCGGUCGUGUUGGCGCAGGUGGGCCCUGCAACGUCCAGUACCUGCUCUCCGCGGUCAACUUUUCACAGGUCCGGUCGGAGGACCGGAAGAUCGUGUUUGGCACCGGCGCCGAGCCGAUCGGCUACGUGCAGCCCAUCUUUCUGGCCACCGACGACUCCCUCGGGGGAUACAGAUCCAUGGUGAGCCAGCACCUCAACGGCUUUGCCGAUGUUUCGGGCUGCGAGGCCACCAACGGCACGGAGUGGGACGGUGCCGUGGCGUGCCACCUCCACGUGCGACGCCUGAACCUGUGGAGCGCAGACAUGGGUGAAGUCAGGAUCAAAGGCGCCGGGUACUACGUGCAGGAGAACAACAGCACGGUGGUGCAGGGCAUGAACGCAGGGAAGCUUCUCUAUGAGCCGAUGCACGGGGGCUAUGGGGGCAUGGUGCUGUUGGGGGAGAACUACUCUCUGGAAGGAGAAUUCCGCGGAGACGUCGCCACGGAAUUUUCGGACUUGGUGUUGGAGACCACCUUUGGACUGAACGAAGUCAUUAACCUUACUGUUGGCGAUGAGACUUGCCAGGUGUCAGUGAAGGAUGACCGCAGUUGGUUGGGCGUGCAAGGGAAGGACCCCAUAUGCGUGCCGUGGUAUCGGGAGGACUCAUGA
Messenger RNA from Effrenium voratum, 2772 nucleotides. The record is from the annotation of a GenBank genome assembly. Lineage: Eukaryota; Dinophyceae; Suessiales; Symbiodiniaceae.